AUGAAUAAUAUCUUUGAUAAAGGUUUAAACGUGAAACUUGAAAAUGAAAAUCUUGUUGAAUUCACUGAAACGGGUGCAGUUUAUAAAGAUGUUGAGGUGUUAAAUAAGAAAUCAAAAGGCAGAAGUCGAAAUAUGAACAUCGAUUAUAAACCAUUUACUAUUUACGUAAAUGAUGGUUCUGGUGGUUCAAAUAUUAAAUAUGCAGAAAGUAAUAGAGUUUAUGCGUUAAAAGGUGAAGCACCAUCGAUUAAAAACAGUUAUUCUAAUCUUUAUCCUCAAAAACUGACUGAUCCAGAAAGUGUGGACAUGAAUGACACCAAAAAUAUAAACAGAAAUGGUGAUAGAGAUGGAUGGAAUCUAUUCACUACACCUCAUCUAAAAAUAAAGCUUUAA
Trichomonas vaginalis G3 is the source of this 393-nucleotide messenger RNA. RefSeq lists its product as uncharacterized. The record is from RefSeq and is a predicted model, not a curated record. NCBI's taxonomy places the organism in Eukaryota, Parabasalia, Trichomonadida, Trichomonadidae. The transcript has a single exon. The coding region runs from base 1 to 393 and encodes 130 amino acids.